AAACUUUGGUGGUUAUACAAAAAAAAUCCCAAAUGCUAAAAAAGAAUCCUAACUUUUAAAAGCCCUUUUCCAUUCUUCCUUCUUGCCCCUCUUUGCUUAUGGCCACUACCAGCAGCUUAUGUUCAUUACCUGCUCAAUCCCCAACUCUCCCAUCCAUUUCUCUCUCCUCACUUCCAUCGCUCAAAACCCAUCUUCCCCAACAACCCCAUUUCCCCUUUCCCCCUUUCUCCACCAAAUUAGGACCCAACAUUAUCAGCAAUGACACAUUAACCCUUCCUCCGCCGCCGGAAGCGGCUGUUCUAGCGGUAGAAGCGGCGGGAGAACAUGUUCUGGUGGAGGCCAAAGGGUUUUCUGAAGAUUGGAGCAGCAAAAAUGUUGAGAAAAUGGAGGAGAGUUGUGUGGGUGAUGGGACUGUAGCUUGGAAGAAAAAGAGAAGGAAAAGGAGGAAAGAGGUAGGGGUGAAAGCUGAAGAAAAUUGGAUUGCCUUGUCCAGUGGCCCCUUGAGACCUGGAUAUUUGAGCCCAAAAGAAGAAGCAGAGCUUUGUCUUUGUCUAAAGGAGGCAGUACUGCUUGAAAACGUGAAAACUAGAAUCAUGGAAACUCAAGAGCAUGAACCUACAAAUAAGCAAUUGGCCAUUGCAAUGGGCACCAAAUCAGGGUGUAUAGAUAGAAUUCUUUGUAGAGCAAGAGAAUCAAGAGAUCGACUCAUUCGAUGCUAUAGCAAACUGGUGAUUUCAAUUGCUGCUCCAUAUCAAGGCAAAGGAUUAAGCCUUCAAGACCUCACUCAGGAAGGGAACAUUGGUCUUCUUAAAGGAGCAGAAAGAUUUGAACCAAAUAGAGGACAUAAGUUAUCAACUUAUGCUUAUUGGUGGAUAAGACAAGCUAUCAUUCGAGCCUUGGAUAAAAAGUCAAGACUUGUUAGACUGCCGGGUCACAUGGGUCAGAUGGUAGCAAGAAUAGCAGAAGAGAAUAAUCAUCUUGGCAUAAAGUUAUCGAGACCUCCCACCAACAAGGAAGUUGCUGAAUCUCUUAAAGUCCAUCUUUCAACCAUAAGACUAGUAAUGGAAAGGAGCAAGCGCCCAAUUUCAAUCAAUCAACCAGUAAAUGACCGAAGUUGCUUAACUCUGCAGGAGAUCAUGCCUGGACCAGACAAUUUGACACCAGAGAAUAUGGUAAUGAGAAAACUGAUGAAACAAGAACUGAAGAGGCUUCUUAAUACUCUUAGCAAAAGAGAAGCACGCAUAUUGAGCUUAUACUUUGGCCUCAAUGGAGAGAUUCCUCAGUCCUUUGAGGAGAUAGGCAAGUCAUUGAAUCUCUCUCGAGAGACAAUUCGACAAACCAAUAUUGCCACAUUGUCAAAACUAAAGAAGACCGACGUUCUAGACUAUCUUAAAGAUUAUCUAGUGUAGAUAUUUCAAGCUAUGAUAAAAAGUUACAAGUAAAGAUUUGAUUGGAUAGACUAUUGAAGGAUGUUGAAGAGUAUUAAUUGUAUGCAUCAAGAUUUAAAUCUAUCUUUGGUACAUCAAAGGAGUUAUAUGGGCUGCAAACAGUUGAAACGGAUUUGAUCGAUAUAUGUAGAAGAUCGAUCGAGUAACUGGUCUUUUGUUUGCUGGUGUAAAUAAGAAAUAAGAAACCAAAUCAAUUGAUGUUUACUUGAUGUAUUGCCUUGUUUUGUAAAAUUAAACAUGUUGACUUAAAAGUUUAUGAUACAAUUGAUAGUUGCUUGUAGA
Cucumis sativus (cucumber) is the source of this 1730-nucleotide messenger RNA. Its product is annotated as RNA polymerase sigma factor sigD, chloroplastic. NCBI's taxonomy places the organism in Eukaryota, Viridiplantae, Streptophyta, Magnoliopsida, Cucurbitales, Cucurbitaceae. Gene Ontology annotation, molecular function: DNA-binding transcription factor activity. Gene Ontology annotation, biological process: DNA-templated transcription initiation; regulation of DNA-templated transcription. The transcript has 5 exons. The coding region runs from base 99 to 1409 and encodes 436 amino acids. The record is from RefSeq and is a predicted model, not a curated record.